Molecule: messenger RNA, 2288 nt
Organism: Exophiala oligosperma
Lineage: Eukaryota; Fungi; Ascomycota; Eurotiomycetes; Chaetothyriales; Herpotrichiellaceae
Exons: 2
Coding region: 469-1794 (441 amino acids)
Source: RefSeq, a predicted model, not a curated record
GUCCACUUGUCUUAGCCUGCCUCGUUUCUUGCCCUCCUUCCCGCACCCGCUUUUUUCCCUUUCCUCCCUCCCUCAUUAUUCGAAACCUCACAGGCCGCGUUUCUCAAAGAACGUCCUAGCCGCUCGUUGCUCUCUCAUCCCGUUCCCUUUCCAACCCAAUCCGCCCAGGCUGGAGUGUGCUUUGUCCUCUGUCUAAGCCGGAUCGGUUGGUUUUUAUCGCCCUCAGGUCACUCGCUUUCCACCAGAGGUUGUGCUGGCCCAGCGGUCGAACCGCUGUCCUACCUCUCGCGCUGUAUUUCUGCGAGACCACUCGUUUAGUUUGCUGUUUAUCCAAUUGACCAACACCACGGCGCACUAUCGACGACUGGGUUGUGAUUGACGAGGUAAAAGAGUUGGACAUCUGCUGGGAUCUCGCAGAACAAUACUCCGUAUACUGCAGCCUUGUUGCUACUUCAUCGUCGUUCAGCCAUGUCGACCGCAGUGGCUUCAGCUGCGGUUGCUCCGAUGCCUUCACUCGAUCGUAACUUGAGCCCCAGAAGCUAUCCGCCACUGGCUCCUUCUACGAGUAGAGACAGGAACUCCGACUUGGGCAUACUUUCAGAGACAAACACGCCCGCAAAUGCCAACGAGAAGUCUCCAUCAGAUGGGAAGAGGUCUCCAAGAUCACUUCGUAGUUCAGAUCACCCUAAGAUCAUUGUGAAGAAGGAACCUCCCCCAUCCCCAUCCCUACAGACAACUCGCCACAGACCUAAGAAGUUGGAUUUGAAUACCACGGGUGCCUUACUCGCAAAUGUGAACUCUCGGCCAUCGGCCACACCACUGACUGCAAGAGACGGAUUGGUUGUUCAGGAUGUCGGCCUGGCCUGCUUGUCUCCUGGGUUCCAAACCCAAGACCCAGCAAUGCGCGAACAGCUUGAGCGUAGCAUGUCUGUGAGAGACCAGCAGCGAUCCAUAAUUCAAGCUCGACUUCUUAAAUCUGCAAGGGGAGAUGGACCGGACACAGGAAAGACCAGCGAGCCAGCAACGGCAACCACUUCCAAGACACCUGCAGCUUCCUCCAAGAAAAGGCCCCCACCUGGGUUAUCGAUUGUGCCUCCUGCAGCCGAGCGCUUUGCCAACGAACGUGUUAUUCAAUCAGCGCCACUAAACCAGACAUUUACUGGCAGGUAUGAGGCACCCCCAUCGAGACAAAUCAGUGAUCAUGUCGCCAACUCGUCACAAACUCACAUCCAUCAUGUUCCUGCAAUCCAAACCAACAAUCGACUUCCUCCCAUUGCCGACGUGUUUGGAGCCAGUGAGCUCAACCCGGGUCCUGGUCGACCUCCCUUCCUUCAUGCAAACUCGACACCCUCCCAGGGUCAUGGACCUCCACUACCUUCGCCAGGCUUUCCACCACAAACGGCUCAUCCUAUGUCUCAGGCUAUGCACUUGGAUCGACCUCGAGAAUAUCGAUCGGCAGAAGAAGCUGUUCACGAGAUGACUGGCGGACGGGAGGAGUUGUUGCCCCGAAUCGUCCACUAUGGAGGCCAUCAACCACCCACUCCCCCCUCACCUCAUCCUGCAAUGAAGGACAAUUUGACUCCUCAGAAGUUCCUACCCAACAACUCUGCGGGUCGACGAAGAACCCGUAUGGAAUAUGAAGAGGGCAGUAGCCCGCCUCUCGGUUCUGGACGAGAACGUCCUCGCCAUAGUGGUCCGUUCGGAGAAGGGAGAGACAGCCCUGCCACCCAAAAAGCAAAGAAGGAAGAAUUCUUGAGCUUAUGCGCUCGAGCAUGGGAUCUCUUCCAUUCUUGAAUGUUGAUGUCGUGACUUCACACUUCUGUUUAUAUUCGAUGCCUUCAUUUGCGACGGCGCUUCAGGGCGUAAUGAGACGGACGGCCGUUUGCGAAAGGCAUUCUUUUCCUUGGGCACGAAAUCUCGCCGAUAAAUCUUCGCUGGAUCUGAAUAUUUUGCUACAUGGGAUGGAUGUCUUUGAACGGGCAGUAUCAUGUAAUGACAAAAGGACUGGCUGGACUGGGACUAGUUCUAAUACUCACAGAUGAUUAGCGACGAAUGGCUGAGGGAGGUUUUGCAUUGGAUUUGAUUUUGGUUUGGGUUGUCAAGCGACGUCUUUGGGUUACGGCACCAAGAGUUGCAGGAUUUUAUUGGUAGGACUCUGUUGUUGGUGUUGGAUGAUGGCCUCAUGUGUGUAUGUUCCUGUCAAGAUGAUGAGGCUACUCCUACAACAGGGGUAGGGUACUCGUAGGAUUGCAGAGAAAAUUCCAAAAAGCAUUGAUUUGCUUGUGAAA